AUGUUCUCGCGUGGUAGGGGAGCCAGCCGCGGCAUCCGGCGAGGCGGUUCCUCAGGCAGAGGCGGCAGGGGCGGUGGCCAUGCUGGCGGCGCAGGAGGAUACACCGGCCCACCGGCGGAGGUGAUUGAGGCUGGAACCGUGGUACACGACUGCGAGGAGCAGCUGCUGGUCAAGAGCACGCUGCAGUCGACCGUGCCCUACUUCAACGGGCGCAUAUUCCUGGCUAACAAGCAGGAGAUCGGGAAGGUGGACGAGAUCCUGGGCCCCGUCAACGACUACUACUUCUCCGUCACGCUGGCGACCGGAUUCAAGGCGCGGUCGUUCGAGCCCAACUCCACGCUGUAUAUUGACCCGCAGCAGACGCUGCCGGUGGCGCGUUUCCUGACCAAGCCCGGCACGGCGCAGGCGCAGGCCAAGAAACGGGUCAUCAAGGACCAGUCCUUCAAAAAGCCGGGACUCAGCCGCGGCGGCAGAGGCGGCCGCGGCGCUUCUUUCGGCGCGGGAAGGGGGAGCUCCGCCUUCAGAGGCGGGCUGUCGCGAGGCCGAGGCGGGAGCUUCAGAGGCCGCGGUGGAUAG
Molecule: messenger RNA, 576 nt
Organism: Babesia bigemina
Lineage: Eukaryota; Apicomplexa; Aconoidasida; Piroplasmida; Babesiidae
Product: gar1 protein RNA binding region containing protein, putative
Exons: 4
Coding region: 1-576 (191 amino acids)
Biological process (GO): snoRNA guided rRNA pseudouridine synthesis; ribosome biogenesis
Cellular component (GO): box H/ACA snoRNP complex
Molecular function (GO): box H/ACA snoRNA binding
Source: RefSeq, a predicted model, not a curated record